GGGAAUUUCUGUCUCAGAAACCCUUUCAGGCGACUAGUACCCACUCAGACCUACAAUGAGUCGGAGUUUAGGGAUUCCGGUGAAGCUGUUACACGAGGCCGCCGGACACAUAGUGACGGUGGAACUCAAGAGUGGAGAAGUCUACAGAGGAAGCUUGGUUGAAUGCGAAGAUAACUGGAACUGCCAAGUCGAAAACGUCACUUUCACCGCUAAGGAUGGGAAGGUGUCACAACUUGAGCAUGUCUUCAUUCGAGGCAGCAAAGUUAGGUUUAUGAUCAUACCAGACAUGCUUAAGAAUGCUCCUAUGUUCAAGCGAUUAGAAGCUAGAAUUAAGGGUAAAAGUUCAGCACUUGGUGUUGGUCGAGGCCGUGCUGUUGCGAUGCGAGCUCGGGCUCAGGCUGCUGGCCGUGGUGGUGCUGCUGCUCCUGGGAGGGGGAGGUGAAGUGAUCGAUCUCUAAGUCAGUUACUUUCGAACGUUGUCUGUGCCACAGGUUUAGGUUUAUUGUUUUAAAAUGCAAACUUGAAAUAGAUUUGGGAUGAUUUAAAUCGGCGCAUAGUUUUAGUGGUAAUUGUAUUGGCACUUGUAUUUUCUUGAACGCAACUCAUAGCCUGCAAGGUGGAUUGGCGUCUGGCCACUCAUUCUACAAGUAUGCCUAUUUCUUUAAGUGUUUUGGUCGGUCCAUAUGAUGUUAUUUGAUGUCUUGAAUAUUGUUUGCCGGAUUCAAUGAAUUUGAUUUGUUCAUUGUAUUGUACGAAACACUGUGAGAUACCUCUCUUUAAAUUCGAUUUGAUUUAAUGCAAGAUAUGCAAGUAUUGUUGA
This is a messenger RNA of Cynara cardunculus var. scolymus (artichoke), 820 nucleotides long. Its product is annotated as small nuclear ribonucleoprotein SmD3b-like. Gene Ontology annotation, cellular component: spliceosomal tri-snRNP complex; U1 snRNP; U2 snRNP. Gene Ontology annotation, molecular function: RNA binding. The record is from RefSeq and is a predicted model, not a curated record. Lineage: Eukaryota; Viridiplantae; Streptophyta; Magnoliopsida; Asterales; Asteraceae. Gene Ontology annotation, biological process: RNA processing; spliceosomal snRNP assembly. The coding region runs from base 56 to 442 and encodes 128 amino acids. The transcript is spliced from 5 exons.